GUGCCGGGCCAGGAGCUGGGCUCAGUGAUCCUUGUGGGUCCCAUCCAACUCAGGAUAUUCUAUGAUUCUAUGUUCAGAAAUAUAGGCUUAGAAAAGAGAUUAUGUCUCUAAAAUAAUCCUGCUGACUUUGAGAUUUUCCUAUUACAACUGUCGAGGUCUGAUGGAUGGCAGGGUGCCUACAAAAUAGACAAACUGGCAGGGAAGGAUGUGCAGUGUUAGCAUGGGCAUAGGGUAGGAUGGUUAUGUGACACCAAACUCUGGACCAAGAGCAGGUUCUCUCUAGCCUAGUAAUCCGUGGUGAAAAGGAUGAACACGCAGUGUUGUGCAGCAAAGAUAAAACUUACGACAUGAAAAUAGCAGAUACCUCAAAUAUGCUGCUGUUUGUUCCUGGCUGCAAAACUCCAGAGGAGCUGAAUGCUGAUCCAGCAUCUUGUAAUAUUAUUUAUUCACAGAUUGCUGGUUUCUCCAAGAACUAUUGGGAAUUAAGGAGAUGUCGACCAAAACUGAAGAAACUGAGGAAGCUUUUAAUGGAAGAUCCAUAUGAAGGGCCUGAUAGUCAAAAAGAUCAGACUUCAACAUUUUCAAAGUAUACAACGGAAGAUUUGUUAAGUCUGAUUCAAGCAAGUGAAGAAGAAAUACUCCACCAAUUGCAGGUUAUAGAUGCAUGCAAAAUUGAAGGAUAUUGGAGAAUUCUAGACUUUGACUAUGAGAUGAAACUCUUGAAUCAUGUGACUCAGCUAAUAGACUCAGAGUCCUGGCCUUUGAGUAAAGUUCCUCUAUGUGUCUGCCUUGAAGAACUUGGAUCUCUAGAACCCAGAGAGAUGAUAGAACAUAUUCUUUUAAGCUACGGCAGGAAAUAUAUUGAUGAUGCAGGGGACGUUUUCUUUGAAAUGCUUGAAGAUAAAGUAUGCAGAGCUGUAGCACAAAUGCUUUUGCAAAAUGCAGUAAAAUUCAAUCUAUCAGAGUUCGAAGAAGUCUGGCAACAGAGUGUCCCUGAGGGGAUGACAACAAGGCUUGAUCAGCUUCAGGGCUUGGCUCUUGUGGAUAGAAGUUCAAGACCAGAGACCAUCUUUCUGCUAAAAGUAGAAGACCUACCUGAAGACAAUCAGGAAAGAUUCAACAGUUUAUUUGGCAUACGGCAAAAGUGGACAGAAGUGGAUAUCACCCCUUAUAUACAAGACUUGUGUGCAGAGAAGCAGACUGUUGGUGCUCUUCUGACAAAAUAUGCUCGCUCCUCAAUGCUAAAUGGUGUUAAAGUUUAUAAUUCUAGAAGACCCAUCUCAUAACAAGUAUUGUUUGAAGAACUGAGGAUACUGAAUGUAGUAACAGUGAAUGUUACUUGCUGCUGCCUUCCGGGGGAAGGAGUUGCCAACCAUCAUUAUACAAUGUACUUGAGUUUAAGCAGCUUGAACAAGUUGUGUUUUCUGCUCAGCUGAGAGUGUGAGGGCACUUGUGGCCUCUAAGGAAUGAUAUUCAGCUCACCUUCCUUUGCCAGCCUUCUUUGCCAACCUUUCUUUGCCCAGCUUCUUUUGCCUUUGUGUCUAGUUAAGCUAGGAGCCAAGCUACUUCUUGAAUACACUUAAUCUGUUUAUCUGUAAGUCUGAAAUGAAAAUGUAAAACCUCCCUGAUAAUAAUUUGAAUAGCAAAAUGGAAAUUUUAGUCUUCUGCCCAUUAGUGGCCAUUCUUAAAGAUUAAGGUUUCAUCGCAUUUUGAAUAGCACAGAGCCUCAUCAGGCUCAUGAACAAAUCAUUCUCCAUUGAGACUACACCAGUCUUAAUUUUGAAAAGUGGUUCUUUUUAAGGUCAUGUCUAUGAACACCAUCAGUACAAGCACCUGACACUUUAAUACUUGGCAGAAUGUCCUUAUAUAUAUUACAAAAAACCUAAUGGUGAAGUGUGACUAUAAGAGAGUAGUUGGACAUUGUGUUACGAAUUUCCUAUAAACUGUCAUUAACAUGUAGCUGAGAUAAAACUAAACGCUUUACAGAAGCAGGCUACUUGUGCUUUUUUAAAAAGAACCUACAAAACUUUGUAGCACAAUUAUUUCCUUAAACUUUGUUAUGGCAAAUAACUGCACAUAGAAAUUGUGCCUUGAAACCUUACAGUAUAAUAUUGUUCUGUGUAGAGCAAUGAAACAGGAUUUUUUUAAUGAUACUACCAUGAAGUGGUGUACCUGAGAUGGUAAUUUUGUAAACAUUGAAAAGGAUUGUUUGCAUGUCAGUAAACCAGAGUUUAAUUUUAGAUAGAUAGUUUUCAGAUUUAUAUUUUAAACUUAAUAGUUGUAGGUUAUUUGAUACAAAAAGCAUUUUUUCCAUCAGACUCAGAUGUGAGGUCUGAAAUGCUUGCUUGGAACUGCCAGCAUUCCAGCUGUCGAGUGGGGAAAGGAGAAAAACUCCUCCUAAGUCAAAUGUAACUCUUAAGAUGCACCGUGUGUGUACUUCGAAUUUGGUACAGAUAAGAAGCUGAAUAAAAGCUACUUCCUGAGCUCUGUUAUUGGUGCCCAGUGCUGCAAGGUCAGUGCCCUGUGCUCCACGCUGCUGGUGGAGGGGUGUGGUGUUUGACCAGCUCUGUGGAGACCUAGAAUGGCGCUCUGCUGGGAAGAACUGCCUCGUUUGCUCUCUGGUUCCAACAGCUGCAGUCCCCCAAGAGCCCCAGAAGGUUCACUCCCAGAGAUCAAUGGUAAUAUGAAUGGAAAAGCCUUGGAAAUUCCUUCCAUUGCCUCACAGGUUCCUCAGUUAAAUACUCAACAAUUGAUACUUUUCUACUUGUGGUCCAAGUUUGUAUUUACGUAAGGGAUUUCUUUGUAAAACAAAAAAGAAAUUAAGUAUUUCAAGAAUAGAGUUUUAUUACAGCCGUAAGAAGAGAUUGUUUAAAUUA
Molecule: messenger RNA, 2876 nt
Organism: Hirundo rustica (Barn swallow)
Lineage: Eukaryota; Metazoa; Chordata; Aves; Passeriformes; Hirundinidae
Gene: DSCC1
Product: DNA replication and sister chromatid cohesion 1
Exons: 9
Coding region: 348-1286 (312 amino acids)
Biological process (GO): mitotic sister chromatid cohesion; maintenance of mitotic sister chromatid cohesion
Cellular component (GO): Ctf18 RFC-like complex; chromosome, centromeric region; nucleus
Source: RefSeq, a predicted model, not a curated record